This is a messenger RNA of Astrephomene gubernaculifera, 6231 nucleotides long. Lineage: Eukaryota; Viridiplantae; Chlorophyta; Chlorophyceae; Chlamydomonadales; Astrephomenaceae. The record is from the annotation of a GenBank genome assembly.
CUUCAAUAUCAUAACAUAUACUCUCAUAAACUCAUAGCAUAUUAUUGGUCACAUAAGAGCGUCGAAGGCUAUGUAGAAGGAAAAGGGCAAUUGGAAGCAAGUGAAUGGUUUACCGGACAAUAUUCGCAGUCUUAAAGCAUGCGCUUAUCCCAGAUGACCAACCUUCUUAUGGCACUCUCUGUACUCUUAUGUCGCGGACGCAGCUGGACCGGUGUUGCAGCGGCUCUACCAAGUCGUCUCUGCGUCGCACUGCAUCUUUAGUCUGGAAACAGGACGUAUGGUCUUCAACAUCCCAUUCUACGGGUGCCUACCAGGCGGUUUUCAUGCUCUGCAAGCCUUUGGGUGUGUGGGCCUUCUUGCCAACCAUCAUUGCUCUAUCUGGCGGGCUAUGCUGGCUCCUAGGGGUGCGCUGGCUGCCAGCACUUAAGGGGGCUACCGGCUUGCCGGCAUGUCUGGUACAUGCGGCCCAAGCUGAAGGCUCAUCUGGACACGCAUGCAUGCUGCGGUGCGCAAGCGUUCACACCUUCAUGGUCCUGCUGGUGACCGCGUGCGUCCUUUCCUUGGCGGCCGCGUUGCUAGCGGUGGCGGGUCGCCGGCGGCAGCAUCAGGACCGUAAGGGGGUGGACAGCAUAAGCACCGUUAAAGGCUUGGCACGACGCGGACAGCAACAGCACGGCGGCGGGUGGCGUUGCGGCGUUUCGCGCUGGCAGCAGCAAGAAACGGAACUACAGCAGUGCAGCCUUGCCCCUUGCCCCAGGCGCAAUGCUCCGACUGACAAGGAGUCCUGCCUGCUGGGCUGUACAACCAUGUACGACAACGCAUUGUGGGCAGCUUUGGGUGCCGUACACGGGUUGCAGUACCGCCCGGUUACUCACAGCUGCCAGGUGCACCUUCGCUUGGCAGGCCUGGAACCUGGGCAGCUUCAGCUUGGUUGGCAGGCGCAUCUAAGCAGGCUCUUUGCUUCAAGGGGCUGGUGCGUCCUCAAUUCAGCCGUCCGGCGCGGCAGCAUCUGCAUAUCCUUCACGCUUGCGGGCAUGCGCUUCUUCACCUCGGCUGCCUCAGCUUCCGCCGCUGCGGGGUCUGCUGCCGAGGGCCAGGGAGCUGCCGCACGCGGGCCUGACCACAGCAGCGGCGGUGGCAGUAGCGAUGGAAGCGCUAACAGCAGUUAUGCCCCCGUCGACGCCUGUGCAGCGUCCUUGCAAGCCGCCCUGGACUGCGUGGCGUCUGUUUUGUCGGUCCCAGAGCAACUGCUGGCCAGCCUUGGGUUGCGGCGUGAGGAGUUGCCGGAGGGCUUUUCCAUCACAGUCCAGGCUGUCGCUGACGACGGUCGCUGCCACCGUGUCUGCUACAAGCUCCAGCCCGACAACUGUUGGACUCGAGAGCUGCUGCCGAGUGGCUUCGGCGAAGUCCACUGCCCAAAUAGCCUUGAGGACGCAUCCGGGUCAACCGCCUCACCAGACCGCACGGCUCUGCCAGCAGAUGCAGCGGAAAGCAAUGCGCCUGCUGGCGCCGACGCACCGGAUGUCUCCAAAAAAGCGAGCGGCAGUACAGCCGAGCAUGCUGUUAGCCGCGAGGAGGCGCUGCUGCCACCGCUAAUGGCAACAGCAGCAUCGUGGACAGCGGCCGCGCCGGGUGCUGCUCGCGAGUGGCACAUGGACGCUCCUCUGGUGCUUAUGGGGGUGCCGGAGCCGCAGGGUGCAGGUGCUGGGUUUGCAGCUGGUGCGGCUCAUGCUGCGAUGGGGACUGCCCUUAGCCGCGGCGUUGGCGCCGCCAUGGUCAGCGACGGAGCCGGGGGUGAAGGCUGGAGUGUACAGCGCUACGAGGCGAUAGUGAGGACGAGGCCUUCGUUGCCAGCGGCUGUGGAAGGUCGUGGCGCGCCUGCGGACGGUGGUGGCGCAGAUGGCAGCUGCAACGAUGUCAGCGCGAUGGAGUUGUUCGGACCCGAUGAUGUAGCGCACUUGGAGAUUCAAGCGCAGCUCCUUGGCAUGGCGGGAGAGGUUUCGGAGCUGCAUGUUGAGCAUACCUUUCUUGGUGGGGUCAUUGGUGACAAGGGGCACAGUCUGCUAUCUUGUGGGAGCCAUGUCGGUGCAGGACACAGCGGCUCAGGGUUGGAGACCGCCGCUGCUGUUGCGGAGGCAGCUUCUCAGCCGGCCAUGUCGGAUGCUCUUCAUUCGGCCGAGGCUUCGGUGCCGGGCGGUAUCUGGCACCUUGUGCUGCGGCAGCAGCAGCCGUCGCCGCACACAGCCACACCGCUGGCAACGUCGGAGCUGACAUGGCGCAAGGGGUUCCGUAGUGUUUCCGGCACGACAUCUAACGCCGCUGCAGCUGGCGCUCUUCCCCUUCCAUCUUGGAAGCCGCAGCUGGUCGACCUCAGCCUCUGGCGCGGAAGAGAGCUGCUUGCGGCCCGCGUGGUACUGCUGAUACCGUCAGACGAGCAUGAUUCCCAUCGCCAUUCCGGCCACGCUGCUGCCUUUCCCAGGGGCAGUAGUGAGGAGCAGGGUCGGCUUGCGGACAGGCCCUGGGCAGAUGAGUUGCGGCAGCUGCUGUCCACCCAGCCGGCAGACGCCGCACAAAAUGUGCUGAUCGACCUGGGUUUGCUGCUGUCUGGCGCGUUCGAGAAUCUUGCAUUCAGGCGCUGUGUCCGUCGGCAACCUUCUGGAUUGCUGGGGGCUGGAAUGGCUGCUGCAGGGGCGCUCGCCGCAGCCUCGGAGGAGCCAUCGGGAGGGGCCACCAGGGACCCCGCCUCUGACCAGCAAACCCUGCUCAUCUUGGACUUGGGCUGCGGGCUGCUGUCAUUGGUGCUCAAGCACGGCGCCUGCUCCCUGGCAAAGCUGCUAUGGCGCAGCUUGGAGGAGCUAAAUUUCGGAGCAGAGGAGGUUUUGCUACACGCGUCUGGCAUAGAGAACGGUCUUCCACUGCUGCAUGCGGCCGUCACAUCGGGCGAGCUGCAACCGGUUCAGCUUGUCCUCACCUGGUACACCGCCGCCUGCGUGCCGGAGCCUUGGCUGCAACCCGUGCGGCUGGGGGGCUCCCCCGCGGUACUCACACCGCUGGUGCUGGCGUCAGCGUCCGUACCGCCUGGAUUCCUCCUGUCGUACAUUCUCCGUAACCACCCCCAGGCGCUCGCUGCCUGGCGGGUGCCCGUGAACGGUGCAAGUGGUCGGUCGGCGGCGGUAGCAGCGGGGCUGUGGCGAACAGUCCUGGCGGAGGAUGCAAGGAUGGCGCUGUCCCCUGCUGCCGCCGCGGCGGCUGCUUUAUGCCGCUGGUGGCGACGGGAGCCACGACGGCAGGCCGCCACUGUGGCUUCUUUUUCGACGCAGCUCCCGUGUGAGGCCGGAGGUCUUAGCUCGGAAAACGUGGCAUGCGGCUUGGAGGGCGGCCCAGCUUCGAAGUCCGGGUCCACAGCCGCGUUUCCGACAGUGUGCGAUGUAGGUGGCAGCAGCGUGGGAGUGUCAGGCUCUUCUUGGCGAGCGAUGGAUGCAGCUACUGGUCCCAAGGCUGCGGGCGUGAGGUCCCGACGUUGUGGGCUGGCUGCAGCUGCUGCUGCCCUGGGCAAAUCAGGCAUGGCGACGCCAUCUGGAGUCCCGGCGCUUGACCUUGACAGGUUCGUGGCGCAGCGCACUCGGGCUCUCAUGUUGGGCUUCCAGUGCGCCAUCAUACUGAACCAGACCUUGUCGCAGCUGAAGGCUAUUGUCAGCGCUUUCGGCGCUACCUGUCCUGCCCCUGCAGCAGCAGCAGUAUCUGACGCCGGUAUCGGCGGAUCAAGCGGCGGCUGGGCAUGGUUGGCCGUGGUGCGGGCUACCGGGCGGUGCGUUGUGGGGCGGCUGUGGUGGACGGCCGUGGAGGCAGCUGUGGCGGCGGCGGUGGCGGUCUACGGGCUGAAGCGCUACACGGCAUGCUGUGUCGUGCUCACAUUCCUGCGGUGCGCUUUCCAGGGAGGCGACGGAGUUCUGCUGCCUCCCUCCGAGAUGAAUGCGACGGGCUGGCAAAUGGCUGUGGCGCACGUGCUUUUUGUGUUUAUCACGGCCUGUUGCAAUCAGCCUUGUCGGCGAGUCAACCUUGUCCUGCGCCUCAUGGAGGGCCUCGCCGCGUCGCACAUGUACCUGAAGUACGGCGUCACGAAUGACGCAAAGACAGCAGUCGUACGAGCGCUAGCGGUCAACCUGAUGGGCUGGUGCGUAAGCGCUAUGUUGCGCGGCAAGGCUGCCCAGAGCUUGCGGCUGCGUCAGGAGCGGCAGCUGUUGAAGACGAGGGAGGCUUCCGCCACACCGCGGCCCGCGACAGCGAACACGGGCAGUUCUUUUUCGCCGUCGGCUGUAGACGCAGGUGCUCUGGUAAUGUCGCCCGAAGGCAUGCAUGUAAAGAAAGAGUUAUGAAGAAUUCGGCUUAUGGCUGGCACAAACCUUAUAAACAAGUAUGGUAUCAAUGUGUAAACAGUACGUGUGACACUGUUGAAAGGUCUUUUUCGUCGCCAAGUUGUCCAUGUUCCUCUUGACCGCUUUUAUUCGUGCACGUGGGUUUGGUGCUGUGACUCGCGAGGUGGUGUGUCAGGAAAUGGACGAACCCUCCUGCCAGGGUGCAAUCUGCUUGUUGGGUAGAUGCUGGUGUGUCAUGGGCAUGUCGGUAAGGUUUUCCAUAGUCAACAUCGGAUGUCACGGUAAAAGAUGCCGUUAAUGGUUUAUCAUCCGUUUCCGUCCCCUACAGUAAGCCAUCGAGGGGCGGUUUUAUCAGUGUCAUGGCCUCAGCAUCUGCGUGGCAUGUUUCAGUUCUCCAUGAUGUAUAUUUGGUAGCUUUUCAAUGCAGGCUAGCAAGCGUGUGUUGUGUGCUCAGUGCCUGUCGCGUCCUUUUCCACGCAGGUUCUGAUGUGCUAUUGACUCUGGUGGGCUAUUGCGUCGUGCUUAUCUGUUGCGCCUCAAGUGAAGCAUAGGCUGUGGUUCUUCCAAUGGCAUGGUUGCUGCCUGCUUGCCCAAAUGACAAUAUGCGACGGUUUUAAAAUUGCAUCCAUGCUUGCAGUAAGCCUAAUGUGUCUGUCAUGGUGUCUUGACGGCUAUGUGGCUGACGUGUGUGAUAUUUUGGUUGCAAAGCGGCUGCUUAAGGUCUCCUAGUGCUUGGCAACCUCCCACGCGCUGAGCUUGCAAGAAUGCGGGUUUCUUCGGAAGCCGCAGAGCCCCUUUCCUCCGUUAGAUGCAUCUUCUGGGAAUUCCUGUCACGGGCGAUUGGGAGCGAUAGGAGCGGCAUAUAUCACUGUAUUUGUUCCUUAUUAGUGGUGUUGUAUGCUGCAACGACGAUAGCCAGUUGGCUCGGCACAUGUGAUGCAUCCUGUUUCUGCUAUAACAUGUGGCGCAACGCCGAGCUCUAUCAGGCACUUCUUCUGAUGUCCCAUUGCAACUCUGUUGUGAAAGCCUAUCAUUGCCGUUGAUAGGUGCUAGAUUGGAUGUCCCAGAGGGAAAGUGGUGCCAAUACUGAUGAACGGUGGCGUAGCGUCUUUGUACGGCAUAUGACAAGGCCAUUGUACGACACACAUGGUAUUGGCAUGGUACUGCGCGUCUGCUGUUAUGCCGUCGUACGCCGCAACAUGAGUGCACUUCAGCUAGCUGGGCUGGUAUUCACGAAGACACCCGCCAUUCCUAACGUGAGGCGCGUAUUUCCUUAUGAAGCAGAGCCCGAAGACCGAAAGGUGUAGGCUUGUUAUCUAUGCACCAUUUCGCCGGGGACAUAUGCCCUGGCAGCGUCAUAGGUGUUCGUACUUCUGCUGCUGAAACUUGCUUGCACCAGGAAGUGGAGGCUACUAGUUAAGGGAGCAGUAGUGGCGCCCCAGAUUGUUAUGUUGUUGUUCUUAAUACGCCAUCAGCUGGCGCUUCUGCUGGUACCGUAUUCGGUUGGACGGGUUCGGUGGCAAGAUGGAGUCAUGAAGGUUGGAAUUAGAGACUUCAUCGUUCUUGGGUCGCCUGUCUUGGGGACCGCCGUAUAUGUGGCGAAUCUGUUGGUCCCUUCGACCUGCGUCAUGCUACUGUUGUCCGCUAGUCACCUAGCCCGUCUCUGCGUGUGGUGAGUAGGGGUAUGGCCUAGUGGUUUAUUAACACUCCGGUGAAUAAAAGCUGGAUUUUAUCAAUAAAGCUUUUCUGGCUGUGUAUUACACUUUAAUUACUUUGGUCGCACCAGAGUGCCUGAGCUGCCUGAGAAGAACAUGCCCAUACCGAUAUGUGUGCAUGAAAUUGUUAACAGCUAUGU